AUGACUGCGCCUACUCACCUCGAUCCCUCCGAGCUGGGCACCAAGUCCUACUGGGACGCUGCAUACAGCACUGAGCGCCAAAAUUUCGCGUCCAACGCCGCUGACGAGGGCACAGUAUGGUUCAGCGACGCGGGCGCGGAACAGCGCAUGCUCUCGUUCCUCGAGGAUCUUGCCGAUGAAGCGCAUAUACACAAGGGCGUCACAGAAGAAGAAGAGAGUUCCGGGGCAAGGGAAGGUGCGCAGGUCGGUGAGGAAGGCGCGAGAUUUCUCGACCUCGGCACCGGCAACGGGCAUCUAUUGUUUGCCCUGCGCGAAGAGGAAUGGAUGGGCGACAUGGUCGGCGUAGACUACUCCCCUCAGAGCAUCACGCUCGCAAACUCGAUACGCGACGCGAAAGACCCUCCUUCCUCGUACACCAACAUCGCCUUCCACGAGUGGGAUAUCCUCACACAGCGCCCCGGUGCAUGGCUGGCCUCUGGGUUCGACGUCGUCCUCGACAAGGGCACGUUCGAUGCCAUCUGUCUGUCACAAGACACAGACGCGCAGGGUCGCAGGAUCUGCGAGGGAUACAGGGAGAAGGUCGAGCCGCUGGUGAAGAAGGGCGGUAGAUUCUUGAUCACGAGCUGCAAUUGGACUGAAGAGGAGCUGCGGGGCUGGUUUGAGGGAGGCCAGUUUACAUAUGACAGCAAAGUCAAGUACCCAAGCUUCACGUUUGGCGGGAAGACGGGCAGUAGUGUUGUCACGCUGUGCUUCAAGAGGGUAUGA
Molecule: messenger RNA, 765 nt
Organism: Cucurbitaria berberidis CBS 394.84
Lineage: Eukaryota; Fungi; Ascomycota; Dothideomycetes; Pleosporales; Cucurbitariaceae
Product: S-adenosyl-L-methionine-dependent methyltransferase
Exons: 1
Coding region: 1-765 (254 amino acids)
Biological process (GO): peptidyl-lysine monomethylation; peptidyl-lysine dimethylation
Cellular component (GO): cytoplasm
Molecular function (GO): protein-lysine N-methyltransferase activity
Source: RefSeq, a predicted model, not a curated record